Molecule: messenger RNA, 540 nt
Organism: Diospyros lotus (date-plum)
Lineage: Eukaryota; Viridiplantae; Streptophyta; Magnoliopsida; Ericales; Ebenaceae
Product: pyrophosphate-energized vacuolar membrane proton pump-like
Exons: 3
Coding region: 1-540 (179 amino acids)
Biological process (GO): proton transmembrane transport
Cellular component (GO): membrane
Molecular function (GO): inorganic diphosphate phosphatase activity; diphosphate hydrolysis-driven proton transmembrane transporter activity
Source: RefSeq, a predicted model, not a curated record
AUGGAUACAGCCGGUCGUCCUGUGGUGAAGUCAGGUGCUGUCAUGGGUUUCCUCCUUGCCGUAAAUGGUCUUUUGGUGCUGUACAUUGCUAUAAACCUCUUUGAAGCUAUAACUGGUUAUGGCCUUGGUGGAUCCUCCAUGGCUCUCUUCGGCAGAGUAGGUGGCGGUAUUUAUACCAAAGUUGCUGAUGUUGGUGCUGAUCUUGUGGGCAAGGUUGAGAGGAACAUCCCUGAGGAUGAUCCCAGAAAUCCAGCGGUGAUAGCUGAUAAUGUUGGUGAUAUUGCUGGCAUGGGAUCUGAUCUGUUCGGAUCAUAUGCGGAGUCAUCUUGUGCUGCUCUUCUUGUUGCUUCCAUUUCCUCUUUUGGGAUUUAUCAUGAUUUGACUGGCAUGCUUUAUCCUCUGCUCAUCAGUUCUGUGGGUAUCCUAGUUUGUUUACUGACCACUUUAUUUGCCACGGAUUUCUUCGAAAUCAAAGCUGUGAAGGAUAUUGGCAAACUUGUAAAGAGCUGGGAUAGCCCUAUUGCAUUCGCUUCUAAGUAA